Vitrella brassicaformis is the source of this 2836-nucleotide messenger RNA. NCBI's taxonomy places the organism in Eukaryota, Vitrellaceae. The record is from the annotation of a GenBank genome assembly.
CCGUCAUUUUCCAACGUUUCUUCAUUCUUCGCCUUUUCCAACGUUUCUCUCAUCGUUUUUCUUCAACGCUCCUUCCCUUCCAGCCAUCCCUUCAUAGCUCAUCCCUCUCCCGCAGCAGCAGCAACCCAGCCCAUCCGCCUUUGCCGGAAGAAUGAAGAUCUCCUCCCAAAUGAAGCUCCUCGCCCUUUGUCUGGCGUACGCAGUGUCGGUGCGGCGCGCCGCGGCCAUGGCGGCAAGAAACACCCGCGAGAUCUUCCAGCACACCAUGGCGCCCGUCAGCCUCGCCGAGGAGGACGCGCCGGUGUCGGUGGAUGUGCCGGUUGGCGAGAGGAACAUCACCAUCAGGUGGGCGGGCCCGACCGACACGGCGGAUGACGCAGAUCUCCAGGAAAACGUGACGGCCGACAACAACAUCGGCUCCGGCUGCCGCCAGCACUUCCCCAGUCCGCUGCGGUACAAGAUCAACCCCGGCAAGCUCUCCCUCUCCCACAGGGAGCGCCUGCAGCACCUGCUGCAGCACAACCACUUCUCCCACCCCGACGCAUCGCCCAUCGUCCUGCUGGCGGCAGAUCCCGCCGACGACGAGUCUGACGCGGAGGAUUCCUUCGACACGGGCAACGCCACCGAGUGGAAGGACACCGAUAUCGAGGAGACCGGCGAGGCGGACGAGCAGGGGGACGAGGGAGCCGACACGUCCAUGGCCCUGCAGGUGGACAGCCCCGUGCGGCAGCAUCUGCGGUCGCACCGCUCGCACCAUCCAGUGGUGUUCCUGGAGACCGGCAGCUGGGGGCCGGUGACAGUGCCGACCAACAAGGAGAUCGACCUGCCCAAGGACACACCCACCAUCGGACAGCGAAGUGAGCGGGCUGCACAGAGAGGGGAGGGGAGGGAGGGAGGGGAGAUGGGUGGAGGGUGUGUGUGUCACGUGUGGUGUGUUUUGUAUGGUGUGUUUUGUGUCAGAGUGGACUCGCCCGACGUUCAGCCCUUCUGGUUCCUCGGCCACCAGUGCGCCCACGGAGGCCCCUUCAGCCACGAUGGAGCAGGAACCCGAAAGCAAAUGUGAGCAAAGGAAACACACAGCCGGACUGCGCGUGUCGAUGUGGGUUGUUGCUUUGUGGGGUGUGUGUGUGUGUGUGUGAUCAGGGUUGAAUGAUAUGCGGGGUAUGAUGGAGAGCACCACCACGAGUGCCCCGGCAGCCGCCGGCAAAUCUGCACCAGCACCCACGAGCUCGGGCGGCGUCGACGGAUGUAACCAGCCCCCUCCCCCCAACACACACCCACACCCACACCCACACACACAGAGAGAGAGAGAGAGAGAGAGGGGAGAGAGGACACACACACACACACACACACACAUUUCCAUCUCCCUCUCUCUGCGUGUGUGUGGUGUCUGUUAGGGUUGGAUCAGUGGAAGAACUGGAGGUCCACGUCCACCGCAGCGCCCUCGUCGAGAGGAUCGGCCAAGACCACACCAGCCCCAUCCACAGAUGGAGAAGAGGAAGACGGAGAGGAGGACGAUACCGACACAGAGACCGACACGGACAAGAAGAAGCCAUGUAACGUCUCAACACACAGCCCAACACCAAGAUACACAGACAAAUGAUGCAUUUCCUCUGUGUGUGUCUUGUGUGUGGAUGGGGCGUGCGUGUGUGUGUGUUGCCAGCGCGUUUGGGCCGGUGGCUGGGUCGCAUCACCGGCAAGGAGGGCGAUGAGGGCGCCAAGCUCAUCGGCAUAGGUGACAACUCCACCACCGAACUAUCCCAGUUUGCCCAAGGUAAAACACAAUUCGAAAAAGGUGAGCGGGCCCCCUGCUGUCCUCCCUCCCCUCCCCCUCCCCCUCUCCCUCUUCAUGUGUUGUGCUGUGUGUCAUGUGUGUGUGAUGAACCAGAUAUUUUGAACGGCCACAACAAGCUGCGCAAGGGAGCGGGUCUGAAACCGGUCAAGUGGAGCGGUGCACUGGCCAAGUUCAUGCGGGGCCACCUCAAGACCCUCCACCAGCAGAACAGCUGCAGGAUGAUGCACAGCACCAACCAGCAGCGCACCAAGGUCACUGACAUGACUGACUUCACACACCACACACCCCGCACACACAACACACACGUGUACCUUCUCUUUGUGUGUGUGUGCAGGUGGGCAAGUUCCAGCGAGUCGGUGAGAACCUAUACAUGAGCUGGGGCAGCCAGUCCGCCAAGCCCAAAGGUGCGGGUGUGGCCAACUCGUGGUACGACGAGGUGCACUGCUACCGGUACGGCCCCAUCGGCAACAGCUGCACCACAUACCCCAACUCCAAAUGCACCGCUGAGACGGGAUUCCCACAAGACCCCAGAUACGUCAUGACCGGUAUGUGUGACGCACACACCCUCCCCCCUCCCCACUCCCCUCCACCCCUUUUUGUGCGUGUGUGCAGGUCACUUCACGCAGCUGAUGUGGGAGAGCGUGACGCACAUCGGCUGUGCGAUGCACGGGUGCGGCAAGGUGAGCGGCCGCUGGUCGUUCCUUGCGGGCUGCGUGUACGGGUCCACCACCAAGCCCUACGGCGGCAACAUGUACGGCCAGUACCCCUUCAGCGACAAGGUGGCCGCCAAGCUCAAGAUCCCCGCCUGUGCCUAGCCUAGCUAGACAGAGAGAUGUUUAAUCCCCCGUAGACGGACGGACGGACAGAGAUGCGAGAUGCGAGAUGCGCCUGACGACCGGUGUGUAUGUCGGGUGAUAUGCUUAGCUUAGUUGCUGACUUCUUCUUUUGGUAGAGAGAGGGUGGUGGUGGAUGCUUGCUACUGUCUUGUUGCGUGAGACACAUACACGCAUUCAAGUGUGUGCACAGAUCACACAAUGAUCA